AUGGACGCAUCGAUACCCGUUUUUGAAAAGCCCCAUCCGCGUUUGUCUGUACAAGACUGGACAAGAAACAUUCAAAGGUUACAGAAUGAGGCUCAGUACCGCCGUUUUGAGUCAUACGAGUUAAGGCAAAGGGCUAAUCAACUAAGGAAUGAAUCUGAUGUGACUACUAGAUGGGAUACGUAUGUUAAUAAUGAACUAUUACGGGAUAGAAUGUUCGAAGUUCACACUUGGCGUGAGAAACAAAGGUUCACUAGAGAAUGUGUAAGAGAUGAAAUAAGAGCAUUAAAGGAAGAGAAGAAUGCUUCAGAACUGCACCUGGAGUCUCUUCAAGUGCCGUUGAUGGUCAUAUCCUCUUGUCUGUCCAAUAGAGAUCAGAGAUUACCGCCGGAGUUGACCAGAGACCAGUUAGGAGAAGAAUUAAAUAAGGAACUCCAUAUCACAGAAAAUAGCAAACGUGUGUUAAUAGAUGUAUGUCAUAUGGGUUGGGAAAAGAUUAAAGAGCUCACCAACGUACUCUGUCGGCUGGAGCGAGAGAUCAAGAACAAAGACGAGACCUUAGAAUUGGAACAUCACGUUAAGGAUCUUUCAAGGGACAGCUCUGAUAUAAGCUACAAGUUGGACCCAACUCGUGUGCCAGCGGAAUCCAUGUCAGAAGAAAGUUACGUCCAUUGCAUAGAGAACACGAUCAAAAUCGCGGAACAAUUAAUGUCUGAGUCAAAGGCUCUUCGAGAGACGAUGUUCAGGACCAGAGAAACUGCUAGAAAUCAGAUGCACGCGCAGUGCCAGCAGGUGGAGCUAGUUAUGCGAAGAAGAGUAUUUGAUAUACAAAGGGCCCGGAAUGAGAUGGAGUGGCAAAAAUACAAGCUGGAACAAAAUCUUGCCAAAGUUGAUAAAGAGAUUGAGUAUUUACGAGCAGCGGUCGCAGAUAAAAUAAACCCGACGAAGUGUGUGGAAACACGACUGGAGAUGAGAACUAGACGCCCAGUACUUGAAAGAGUUACGGAUAAACCCAUGCGUGGGCUCAUUGAAGAGUUUGAGAGGGUUCACACCAGUCAUAAUUUGUUGGAGAAGAAGUUAGAAGAAGCUAUGACUACUUAUCAUGGCAUGUAUGACCAUCAUCAGCGUGUCACUAAGGACCUGCAGUACAAGAACCAGGCUUUGGAGACAGAUCGAAGACUGAUAGAGAUCCGCAAACCUCUUCACUCACCUGAAGAGACCGAAUUCAAAAGGAACGUGGGUUAUUGUCAUUUGAGUGAGGAGUUGGUACCCGUUUAA
This is a messenger RNA of Arctia plantaginis, 1275 nucleotides long. The record is from the annotation of a GenBank genome assembly. Lineage: Eukaryota; Metazoa; Arthropoda; Insecta; Lepidoptera; Erebidae.